UCUUUGAAGCCAAGGCUAACACAGAGAAAGACAAGAAGACCUAAAUAUCGUUGAGUCAACUCAUCGAAUAUCUAUUCCGCACUAAGUUGCAACUUAGAGUUUCUUUUCACAUUGUCUUUGCCAUUCUUCCAAUCAAACAGCGGAUGUCCCAAGCUUAGUUCUCAAUUUUCUUCAGAUAUUCUUGUUACUAAUUUGGAACGAUUCUGGUUACCUAUUUGGAACGAAGAACUUAUUCAGCUGCAUAAUUCUGUUCUGCUACUCUGCUAGGUAAAAGAAGGAAAGAACAUGGCACGGCAACUAUCAGAGAACCCAUCUAGUAUGCACAUUCAAGAAAAAUCUGAGUCUUCUAUCCAGAGAUGGUACUUUACUAUAGAAGAAAUAGAAGAUCACUCCCCAUCAAGAAAGGAUGGGAUUGAUUAUGAAAAAGAAUCUCAUCUAAGGAAGUUGUACUGCUCUUUCCUGCAAGAGCUUGGGAUAGAGCUGAAAGUGCCUCAAGUGACAAUAGCUACUGCAAUGAUGUUGUGCCAUCGAUUUUACAUGCGCCAAUCUCAUGCAAAGAACCACUGGCAGAUUGUCGCAACGGUGAGCAUGUUCCUUGCCGGCAAAGCUGAAGAAACACCACGCUGGCUGAGUGAUCUUGUUGUUGUUGCCUACAAGCUUGUGUAUAAAUGUGAUCCAUCAGCUCCACUGAGGAUCAGGCAGAAGGAUAUUUAUGAUAAGGAAAAGGAAUCAGUUGUAGCUGGUGAGAGAAUGCUGCUUGUGACAGUUGCUUUUGAUCUUAACAUCGAACAUCCUUACAAGGCGCUUAUUGCUGCUAUGAAGAGGUUGGAAAUUUCUAACAAGGAGAUGGUCAAAGUAGCCUGGAAUUUUGUGAAUGAUUGGCUUCGCACAACACUGUGCUUGCAGUAUAAGCCCCAUUAUGUCGCUGCUGGUUCCAUGUUCCUUGCUGCAAAACUUCUGAAGGUGAAAUUGCCUGCCGAAAAAGGGAAUCCCUGGUGGAUGCAAUUUGACGUUGCUCCAAAGCAGUUAGAAGAGGUUAUUCAACAGAUGCUUCAGUUACUGGAGCAGAAUCAGAAACCAGUAAUACCAUCCACUUCCGGCAAGUUGACUGAAUUAAAACCUGUUGCUCAGAAGGCAACAUCAAGCAGCACAGAGUCUAGUAUCUCAAGUGUGUCAGUUGUUGCACAAGAUUCCAGGAAUAUGGAAUUGGUCGAGACUAGAGGGCCAUCCACAUCUGUGACAUCCAAAUUCAGUGAGAAAGCAUCCUGCAACAGCAUCAACACUGUCAAGGAGACAGAUCAUUUGGAGACUAGUGAGUGUGGUAGUGCAGAUAGUGCAGUUGAAGAUUGUGUUUGUCAGUCACUAAAGAAUGAGCCCGGAAAUGAAAUUUGCCAGACUCUCUCUGUUAGUGAUCACAAUGGAAAAUUUGAUAUUGAUCGAAUCAAGGAGAGAUUGAAGAGGCGAAAAUUGGAACCGAGUUCAAUGAAGAAAUCUGCCAUGUAUGAUGAGAUCGAUAGUGAGGCUUGGAUUGAGAGAGAGCUGGAAAAUUUGGGAUAGUGUCAUUUCUACUUGUUCAUUGGAUGAAAUAGUUUUUAUGGAAGUGUAAGCAGAAAAGAAAAAAAGGGGCACACUGAUAUGAUGCACUGGAAUUAGGAAGGUGCAGAUGUGAAAAAUUUCAGCUAAGAAGUUUGAAAUUCAGAAACUGCUGUCCAGCUAUGGUAACAAUCUCUCUCUUGGUUCAACUUUUGUUUAGCAGCUAUGGUAAUAUUGAUUUUUCUAAAGGGUGUGAUUUUAUGCAAGUCCAUUUUAUAUGCUAAGCUAAAAAACAUCUGUUUUUAACGUCUUUUUGAGCUCAGUAGAAAAUUAAACUGUUUAAAGAUGGGAUGCCCCAGAAAGAGAGGGUAAAAUAGAUAUUUGCUGAGCUAGGCAUUGAAUAGAAUAAGAUAAUACAGUGGAGGGUCGCACGAUAUUAAUCCUGUGGCACAAAAAAGAAAGAGAACCGACAGAAAGGAGGCUCGCAGAUCAAAUUCGUGGUUUUUGAAAAGAGACCAUUUCAUAAGUAAGCUGGGAAGGCAUUGUCGGAGGAAAGUAAGCGAAAAGUAGUAAACAAGACUAUUUGGGUUUCUCAUAAGCGCAUUUUUGCAGCUUGGUAUGCUUAAUUGUUUAUAGCCGAAGAAAGAAAUACUUACUUCAACCUGUUUCUUGUUUGUUUUCUUGCUACCCUGUAAUUGUGAAGCACUUCAGUAUUCUUGUACUCAGAGAAGACACAAAAUGUAAACUUAACAAUUCUUUUUGUUGUGAACAUAUUUGCUCGGUUAAUAAGUAAACAAGUGAUGACUGACUAUGGAAGUUAUCAUGGCAUAUUCUAUCUUGA
Solanum dulcamara is the source of this 2374-nucleotide messenger RNA. Its product is annotated as cyclin-T1-3-like. The record is from RefSeq and is a predicted model, not a curated record. Gene Ontology annotation, cellular component: cyclin/CDK positive transcription elongation factor complex; nucleus. The transcript is spliced from 7 exons. The coding region runs from base 286 to 1557 and encodes 423 amino acids. Gene Ontology annotation, biological process: regulation of transcription by RNA polymerase II; positive regulation of DNA-templated transcription, elongation. Gene Ontology annotation, molecular function: cyclin-dependent protein serine/threonine kinase activator activity. Lineage: Eukaryota; Viridiplantae; Streptophyta; Magnoliopsida; Solanales; Solanaceae.